AUGUGGAUGACAUCGGUCUGCUGUCUGGCGAUGUGUGUCCUGCUGGCCGGCAGUUUCCAAUCGGCCGCGGCCAUUACACCGAAAUCGGAACCUACGAUAUCGGAAUGUGCUGCCAAAGGAGGUGAAUGUGACGAGAGUAAAGGGCGACCGGUGUGUGGCAGCGAUAAUAAGACCUAUCCGACCCGCUGCCAUCUGAUCCGGGCGCAAUGCAGCGGGCAUCAGGUCACCUUCAAGCAUCGCGGAUCCUGCAAGGAUGUGUGCAUCGCUUCGCGGACCUACGCCCUGCAGCAGCGGGCAAAUGCUCCCUACACGAUCAAGUACGUGCCCCGCUGCCGGGAGGAUGGAACCUACGCCCCGGUGCAGUGCAUCGAUGGCGGUGGUUGCUGGUGCGUCAACGGUCAGGGUAAGCAGCUACCGAACACGAUGGUCCAGCACGGGAAACCCAUUUGCGUGAAGAAGGGCAAGUCGAACCAGCGUCGCUCGUCGCCUCGCAAUCCGAUCAGGAACAAGCGCAGUUGCAGUGGAAUCGAUCGCGCCGUGUUCAACACGAACCUUCUGAAGCUUUUCCAGAACGAGCACGUGCGCGUCAACCAGCACAACCUUACCGGGCCGAUCAACGAAAGAACCGUGUUGGACUGGAAGUUCAACAUGAUGGACCUGAACGGGAAUGACCUGCUGGACAAAACGGAAUACCGCACGAUGAAGCGACUCAUCAAGAAGGUCGUGAAACCGAAGCGCUGUGGCAGAUCGUUCGGAAAGAACUGUGACGCCGACCAGGACGAUCGACUGUCGCGUAACGAAUGGUACAACUGUUUAGCAAAGGACGACGUCACACAUCACAACCCGUCGUCACCAUCAUCAUCAUCAUCACCAAUCGCUAGUUCCUCUUCCGGUGGUUCUGGUGGACACUACACUGUCCCACAACAUCAACAACAACAUCCUCAACAACAUCAUCAUCAUCAACAUCAUCAUCAUCCUAGCACUAUCGGGGGUCUGCAGGUGCGCGGCAGUGUUGGUGGUGGUGGUGGGGUCCGCGGCGGUGGUGGCCAUUUUCUGCGCGCCGACGACGACGGCGACUCACAGAAUCUGUCGAACGAUUUCACUGACGAUGACGAUGACGAUCAUUCAGAGAAUGAGUACGAUUCGGACGAACUGCCCGACAGUGAUAAUGCACUACUGAACGGAUUGCAGUUGCCCGUUAACGGAUUGCAGCCAUACCUGUUGCUGCAAGGACCGACGAUGGUCGACCCGAAAGGUGAAGAUGAUAACAUCUUCAAAGAUAGUGAGGCCGACUCGGACUGCUUGAGCGAUCGCAAGUACGCACUGGACGAGCAGAAGUACGGCACGAACGCACUGUACGUCCCAGAGUGCACGGCCGAUGGGCGAUACCAACGCAUCCAGUGCUACCGGUCGACGGGUUACUGCUGGUGCGUCAACGAGGACACCGGCAAGAACAUCCCGGGCACGUCGACGAAGGACGAGAAACCGGUCUGCGAUCAGUACGCUUCGUCGGCGCGUCCGAUGAAGGGAUGCCCGGAGGAGAAGAAGGUCGAGUUCCUGAAGGACCUGAAGGCGUUCCUAAGCAAGCAGGUUACCACGUCCUUUGCUGGCAAAAUCAUACCCGUGUGGAACACGGAAGAGGAAAAGAUCGCCAUCCUUAGCUUCGUUCUGCUGGACAAGAACCAGAACAAGCAGCUGGAGCGUAAAGAGUGGAAAGCUUUCCGGGAGCUUGUGACCUCCACAAGGCAACUGCGCAAAUGUGGCAAGAAGAUGCCACGCUACUGUGACGUAAACAGUGACCGAAAGAUUACGCUGUCGGAGUGGAUGAGCUGCCUGGAUGGCAAGCGGAACAGUUCGGUCGAUGUGGCCGCGAUGAGUGCGCCAUUGGUGCAAGCCGAAGCGAAAGCCCCCGGCAGAAGUGGCAGCCCGGCGCCGGCCGCCACCAGCUCUAAGUUUAAGGGCCAGAAUCCGUUGGAGUUUGUACUGAAAAGCGACUAG
Messenger RNA from Anopheles coustani, 1998 nucleotides. RefSeq names its product SPARC-related modular calcium-binding protein 2 (gene magu). The transcript is spliced from 10 exons. Gene Ontology annotation, molecular function: protein binding; calcium ion binding. The coding region runs from base 1 to 1998 and encodes 665 amino acids. The record is from RefSeq and is a predicted model, not a curated record. Lineage: Eukaryota; Metazoa; Arthropoda; Insecta; Diptera; Culicidae.